AUGGCCAGUUCAAGCGAGAUCCUCAAAGCUCAGAUGCUAGACAAGCCAGCCCUCAAGCCACCACCGGGACUUGAAUCGAACUUUAUCGACCCGCCUUCACAUCGAGAACUGUCAUUGGCGACGCUGAUACUAUGUUUGCUUAUCACGACGUCGAUGACGUUUAUGCGGUUGUACGUGAAGAUAUUCACCGUUCACAAGCUGCAUCUGGAAGACUGGCUACUGCCUCUCGCGUUUUUAUUCGAAAUAGCGCACAUUACCCCGGCCUUCUGCAUCUACAUGUUCGAUCCAGUCUACCACCAAUGGGAUAUGUCUAUAAGAAACCUCAUCCGGCUACUUCUUGAUCUUCACGUCGGCUACGUCUUUUAUGACCUGACUAUUCUGGUGCUCAAGCUCUGCAUUAUGGUGCAAUUUCUGCGCAUUUUCGUCCCCGCGAAGACACACUCAGCGUCGUAUUGGAUCACACAUGCCCUCAUCUGGGUGAACUCGCUUUUCUACUUCGCCAGCGCCUUCGUAGAGAUCUUCUCUUGCAAGCCGAUGGAAAAGCGUUGGAACCCCUUGAUUACGCACGGAAGCUGCAUUAACGUUAUGGUGGUUCACCCAAUUUCCGCGAGCUUGAACUUUAUUUUGGAUGUUGUGAUACUUCUCUGGACGCAGAGGGUUAUUUGGAGCCUGCAUAUGACGCGAGAAAGGAGGUGGAAGAUCGCUGUGCCAUUCAUGGCGGGCUUCAUGGCACUUGUUUUCGCCGGCAUCCGUGUCUUCACGAGCAUCAAGCUCAUUAAAACAACCGAUGUAGCCUAUUGGGGCGCCCUCAUGGGCCUGUCCACCUUCCCCGAGGUCGCAUCAGGCUUCCUAGUGCUCUCUCUUCCAGUGCUUCCGCAUCUAUACAAGAGCAUGAGGAGAUACAUGGGUUUCACACCGGAAAACAGCCAGAGGACGGGGUUCGAUAUGGAUUGGAGGGAGAGGAAAACGCCUCGAAGCUGGUUGCAUAUUUCGCAGGACUCUGCGCAAGAGGGCAAUGGUUCGCCUAGGCCUAAACAUCUUGCGAUUACAAGGACGGAUCAUGUCAUUAUUGAGUUUAUGUCUUUGGAGUCGACGGACUCGAUACUGCCCGCGGUGCCUGAGAAUAUUGGGGCUUCUCGAAAGUAG
This is a messenger RNA of Trematosphaeria pertusa, 1146 nucleotides long. RefSeq lists its product as uncharacterized. The record is from RefSeq and is a predicted model, not a curated record. Lineage: Eukaryota; Fungi; Ascomycota; Dothideomycetes; Pleosporales; Trematosphaeriaceae. The transcript is spliced from 5 exons. The coding region runs from base 1 to 1146 and encodes 381 amino acids.